AUGUCAAAUAACGCUCUUAUUGAAAAAACAGAAGAUUCAUCCAUGUCAACUUUAGUCGUCGAUAAAGAUGACUGGAAGUGGCCAUGCUUUGAUGAAUGGUAUGAUGAACAUUAUGAUAAAAUGGAACGUAGGGUAAAAGUUGAAAGUAUCAACAUCAUUCCCUUCGUUGUCAUAUAUCCACGUAAUGGUAAACCAUACGUUGAAGUGAGUUCCCCGAAAUUGAUGAAAAUCUUGCGAGAUAUCCUUCCAAAUAAAAAUACAUUUGACGAAGUUGACGAUGAUAACCCCAAAAGCAUUGUCAACUUAAAACGUCUGGUUCGGUUUCUUGAACAAGAAUUUAAGCAAACUAUAAAAGCUCGUGAAGUAAUGAUUGCGCAUAAAAAAGUUUCGUAUGAUAUGUUAUGGGUGUUCUAUACUGAAAAAUUGGAA
Racocetra persica is the source of this 429-nucleotide messenger RNA. NCBI's taxonomy places the organism in Eukaryota, Fungi, Glomeromycota, Glomeromycetes, Diversisporales, Gigasporaceae. The record is from the annotation of a GenBank genome assembly.